Messenger RNA from Oppiella nova, 451 nucleotides. Lineage: Eukaryota; Metazoa; Arthropoda; Arachnida; Sarcoptiformes; Oppiidae. The record is from the annotation of a GenBank genome assembly.
GUUUUUGAAUAAUAGAAUACUUUAUGACUUAACCAUUACUAUUUCUAACAUGGAUAUGAUCAGCUUCCUUAGGCACAAAUUUACAUACUGGGCCAGGCAUGGUUAUUACCAUGAUGCGACGCAACAAGCUGUACGUAAAUACGGACAUGUAUACGGCACCUACGGCUUACACAAUAAAUGUAUCACGAUAAACGAGCCCACAUUAAUCCGGAACAUUUUGGCUAAAGACUUCCACAUUUUCGCCGAUAAACCAAUAUAUGCGGGUACAGCGAAAAUAUACAAGAGCAUUUUUCUCAUUUCCGCUAAUGAACGGUGGAGGAAUAUACGGAGUAUAAUGUCCCCGGCGUUCAGCUCCGGGAGGUUAAAUGCCAUGAUGUCUCAUAUAUCGGACAUUUCCGAUAGGCUUAUGGAUAAUUUGGAAAAAUACAAAAAGUCUGAAACGUUCAAGUAG